GAGGAGUAUGGGGGGUAUGACAGUGAUCGGUAUGUACAGGAGAGGAGUGGAGGGAGGUAUGACAGUGAUCGGUAUGUACAGGAGAGGAGUGUGGGGGGGUAUGACAGUGAUCGGUAUGUACAGGAGAGGAGUGUGGGAGGUAUGACAGUGAUCGGUAUGUACAGGAGAGGAGGAGUGGGGGGUAUGACAGUGAUCGGUAUGUACAGGAGAGGAGUGUGGGGAGGUAUGACAGUGAUCGGUAUGUACAGGAGAGGAUUGUGGAGGUAUGACAGUGAUCGGUAUGUACAGGAGAGGAGUGUGGAGGUAUGACAG
Messenger RNA from Staurois parvus, 312 nucleotides. The record is from the annotation of a GenBank genome assembly. Lineage: Eukaryota; Metazoa; Chordata; Amphibia; Anura; Ranidae.